AUGAGGAUCAUGUGGAAAUUCAUUAUAGUGAUGUUGUGUUUUAUAGCUUUGGUGGGAUCAAGAGGAACAUCGGCAACGUCAAGGCUGAGAAUGAAGAAGGAAGAUAUAGGUAGAAGGUUUGCUUUGCAGAAUAAGCUCCAACGAGGUCCAGUUCCUCCUUCACAGCCUUCUCCAUGUCACAACAAACUAAACCCUCUUUCUCAUUCACAAGUUUAUUCUUCCCACACUUAUGUUACUUGCCCUUGAAGCUUGAUCAACCACAUUCUUUUAUUUAUUGUCUCUCUUCUCAUACAUAUAUGUAUCCACGAUUCGACUCCUCCAAACUCGAAAGAGUCGAAAUUGUAAUACCUUUUGGACAUAAAUUAUACAACUCUU
Molecule: messenger RNA, 375 nt
Organism: Arabidopsis thaliana (thale cress)
Lineage: Eukaryota; Viridiplantae; Streptophyta; Magnoliopsida; Brassicales; Brassicaceae
Exons: 1
Coding region: 1-246 (81 amino acids)
Source: RefSeq, marked reviewed